CUCGGCGCAUUACGCUGCGUUUCCACCAUGGAGACCAUUCGCGGGCUCCUUUGGAAGCCAACGCCCGAGGAGCAGAAGCGCAAAUGCAAUGCCCUUGUCCGUCAAAACGUACGCAAGUUGGACCGCGAUAUUCUCCAGCUCAAGCAAACCGAGCAAAAAACAAAAAACUUCAUCCUCCAAUCCUCGAAGCGCGCCCAGCGCAACCCCUCCAUGGCCAAGCAGGCUAAUCAAGACGUGCGCAUCUUCGCCCGGGAGCUCAUACGUGUGCGGAAACAAAGCGGACGGCUGAACACAAGUAAGGCGCAGCUGCAGAGCGUGCAGAUGCAGGUCAACGAGGCUUUCUCUGUGCGCAAGAUUGAGGGUAGCAUAAGAGCCUCAACGGGCAUCAUGAAGGACGUCAAUUCUCUUGUGCGGCUCCCAGAGCUGACGGGUACGAUGCGAGAUCUCUCCUCUGAGCUGAUGAAGGCGGGCAUCAUCGAGGAGAUGGUGGAUGAGACGCUUCCGGACAACGAAAUGCUGGAAGGUGAGGACGACGAAGCCGAAGAGGAAGUGGACAAGAUACUGUCCGAGAUUUUGAAAGACAGGUUACCCGCUAGCAAAGCACAAGAAGACACUCUUCCCACUGCUCCUGUCGAAGUUCAGCCUGAGGAGGAAGAUCAAGAGGAAAUGCUAGCACAGAUGCGUGGAAGACUAGAAGCACUCAAGAGUUGA
Molecule: messenger RNA, 711 nt
Organism: Periconia digitata
Lineage: Eukaryota; Fungi; Ascomycota; Dothideomycetes; Pleosporales; Periconiaceae
Source: the annotation of a GenBank genome assembly